Molecule: messenger RNA, 4759 nt
Organism: Harpegnathos saltator (Jerdon's jumping ant)
Lineage: Eukaryota; Metazoa; Arthropoda; Insecta; Hymenoptera; Formicidae
Product: zinc finger protein 136-like
Exons: 3
Coding region: 118-2646 (842 amino acids)
Biological process (GO): regulation of transcription by RNA polymerase II
Cellular component (GO): nucleus
Molecular function (GO): DNA-binding transcription factor activity, RNA polymerase II-specific; zinc ion binding
Source: RefSeq, a predicted model, not a curated record
CGACUUAUCGAAAGCAAGGUCGAUUGCAUUGAAGGAAAUGGCGGCGCAUAGAGGCACGUAGCGAGCGGCUGAUUAUUGUGUUGCAGGAUAGCCCACAAUACUCUUCCUGUGAGGAACAUGGAAGCCGUGAACGAUGACGAGAUGGUGAAUAAUUUGGCCCACACGGAGCGACUUAUGGGCAACGAAUGUCGCAUCUGCCUGAAAUCCUGUACAGAGGUGUGCGAACUUUUCAGGAAUAACGGCGGAAUAUCGGAGAAGUUGAUGGCAAUCGCAGCCGUACAGGUAGAGGAAGGAGAUGGUUUACCAGCUGCUAUUUGUGUAUCCUGCAACCGCCUACUUAACGUGUCGUACGACUUUAAAUGCCUAAUUCAAGACUCGGACGUAAGACUACGUCAAAUCCUGAAGUUGCAAAUUCACCCUGUACCGCACGAAAAGCACAUAAAGGAUAGCGCGACAGUUAAGUACAUUAUCACUGAUGUCAUAUCCAACAUUAAAUGCAUAAAAGAUGAUCACAUGGAGCAGGAGAUCUACACGCCCCACGAUAUCGUUACGUUCGACAAUACCAUGGUUCCAUCUGAUGCCUCAGGGUUGAACGACGACGAUUCUCACAUAAGCAUAAGCCAAGAAUUCAUGCAAAAGCCGGAAACCGUGGAACAAAGUGAGAAAAAUAUACCCUAUGGUGUGCUUAAAGAGAAUGUACAUAACUCUGAAAUGGUAGAAGUAGCUUUCGAAGAAACGCAGGCAAAGGACAUGCCUUCAGGUACACUCGUUGAUCACUCGGGUCACUUGUCCGCUUUGUCUACGAACGACACGUGUGUAAAGCAGGAAGAAAUGAUGUUACGAGGCAGCGAAACAUCGCAACAUUUGGCGAACAACAAUAAGCUAGAGGAAGAGGAUUUGCUGAAGUUCGAAAGUAAGAACGAUGUGUCGUUGGAGGAUCUCGACUCGAAGGCAUCUAUGAUGCUAGGAACGGAUAUUCAAGACACGAAGGGCGGGACAAACUGCAGCGACGACGAAGAGAAACCGCUGAUAUGCAGGACAACCCGGCAAAGGUGCCUGCAUUGCAUCAAGUCGUUCGCGACUAAGCUGGCGUUGCAAAGACACAUGAUCGUGCACAAGCACAAAACGAAACUGCGUUACGUCUGUCACAUGUGCGACAAGCAAUUCUCCAAUAUCGCCAAGCUGAAAAGCCACGUGCGCAACAAUCACGAGGCGUACAAAGUGGAUGUUGAAGUGCCUCAAGAGAACAAUCAGGAUAAGAGGACCGGCAAGGCGUCGGUGAAGGUCACUAGGAACUGUGGUGGCAAUGUAUUAGUAGACAGCGCGAGGGAGGAGAAGAGGAACUUCAAGUUCACGUGCAAGUUUUGCUCGAAGCAGUUUAUUUACCACAAGUCCUAUAUAUCUCACGCCAAGAGUCAUCCCGAGUACAACGAAGAGACAACGACGUCGGACGACAUACUCGAUCAGUCCGUGAACAAGGCAACCGAGCAACGCGAUAAAGCACCUGCGUUCAAGGAGAACGAAUCCGAGGAGGAGGAAGAGGAGGAGGAUGACGAUGACAACGACAACGAGCUGCCGAUCGAGAGUUUACAAUGCACGCAGUGCGGGAAGCUAUUUGCCACCAAGCGGAAUCUGAAGAGACACAUCUCCACGCACAGCGGCUUGAAGUUCAACUGCUCGACCUGCGGCAAGGGAUUCUCCAGGGUUGACAAGCUGAAAGACCAUGAACAGUCGAAGCAUAAGGAGGAGAUCUUCGGCAAUACAGACGACGAGGAUGACGACGAGGAGGAUAAUGAGAAUAAAAUCAAUGAGAAUUCCGAGGGUCGAAAGAAGGACCGACACAACAGACCGCACAAAUGUGUGCUCUGUCCGAAGGCGUUCGCGCAGGCUCAAUCAUUGGCGAACCACAUGGAGAGGCAUAAACGGGUGAAGGACACACAGAAGCGCUUCCUCUGCGAGGUUUGCAGCAAGUGCUUCGCCCAGAGCGGCUCACUAGUCGCACACAUGCGCACCCAUACCGGCAUCAAGCCGUACGUGUGCAGCAUAUGUAGCCGUGCCUUCACCAAGAGCACGUAUCUGCAGUUACACUUGAGGACUCACAGCGGCGAGAAACCGUACAUCUGUCAGUAUUGCAGCAGGGCGUUCGCCCGGGCUAACACGUUAGCGCGACACAUCACGAUGCAUACUGGCGAAGCCAAGUACCACUGCCAGAUCUGCAACAAGUCCUUCCGCAGACUGACCUCGUUGAACGAGCACACGUACACGCACACCGGCCAACGGCCGUACGCGUGCAAGCUCUGCACCAAGCGGUACAAUAACGCCGGCUCUUUGUACGCGCACACGAAGAAGUGCAAGACGCAGCAGUUGUCCGGCACGACGACCACGUACAGUGUGGCCGCGGAUAACGUUCCGCCAGCGCAGAACGACGGCCCGAUGUCGCAGCUGCUCAUCUACUCGCAGAGAAAGCUGGUGGAGGAAGCGACGGUUGGUCAGGUUGUACCCACGCCGCAGUAUAUGGUAGCGAAUGUACAUAGUCAGAAGACGGUAUCCGCCAACGUGAUCCAACCGUUCACCGUGGAGGACCCGAAUGUGUACAACACGAAGCAGUUCAAGAGUCCUUACUACGCUAUUUAUCCAAAUAUGUAACGACGUGUCGCCGCCGAAUAUGUGACCACGUCCGAUGGUUGCUUGAUCUUUCGGCUGCCUUGAAUCAUCAAUGACUCGUGUCUUACUAUCGACUCGCGGUAAUCUCUUCAGUCGUUCAGGAUCGGAGAUCGAGUCGGCGAGCUUUAUAACAUACUGGAAAGAGAACACACGUGGGUUCUACGCAAUGAUCUCGAGGAAGAGAACGUCCAGUGCUCUUUCUCUGUCUCGUACAUAUUACACGAACUGAAAAUGUCAACUUGAAGGUACAUAUGGGUAAAGUAUGGAUAAAGCAUAUCCGUAUUGUGUGUCGUAGAGACUCGAAGAACUACACAUUUGAGAGAUAUUAAGACAAUAGAAAACUGUAACAUUAGAGAAAAAGAGAGAGACCGUCUUUCAAGUCACAACUAUAAAUCCGUCUUGAAAACGUUUUCUGUCCAAUAGACCCAGUUUGACUUUAACGGUGGUUCUCCUUCCAGUAUAUUGUAUGUUUGGAUGAAUCGAAAUGGCAGUUUUUAAAAUAAUAACGAAGAGGAGGAAGGGUAAAAAAAAAAUUCUUCGAUAAGACUAUGUAGCUCAAAAAAGUUGGUUCGACAAAAUUCUCGGUGUUCUGCUGAGCCACAUAAAUUAAAUUUACGAAUAUGAAAACAAAUCAUGUGAAUAAUCAUUUUCAUUCCGACGAUAGCUGUUAAACUAAAUGAAUAAUGAUAAAAUCAAUAUAAAAUACGCCUGCACACAAAAAGGAGGUAUAAACAAUUUAGCUCGGAUAUUGUGAUGUUUAUCCGACAUCUCAACAGAUGCAGUAUCUCGCGUACAUUGUACAGGUCGUAAUAGUAUUGCGUUGAAACCAAAAAGACGAAAUUAAUCGUAUUACCUCGCUGCAAAACCGAAACUCGAAAUAUUUCAUUUGCCUUAUUUUCCGUGUUUUCUCCUCUCUUUCGAAAGUAGGAACGCCACGAAACAGGUAUGAAAGUAAAAAUAUGAGGUAGAGAAACAUCGAUCCUCGAAAUUUAAAAUAAAAAUGUUCCAAAUCUACUUAGCGGGAAGGAAAUAUUUCUUCCUUUAUACGGAAGAACAAAUUUAUUUAUCGAUUGAAGAAUUACAUUAACCGAUAUUUUACUGCGGAAGAAGUCCAUUGAACGAGUACAGUAAUAUUUUACGAAUAACUCAGGUUAUAAAAAAGUUAGAUUUCUGACAUAACAAUGUACAAAAUACAAUGAAAAUGACGACAGGAUUAGAAAAAAAGGUAAAGAUGCUGAUCUUUUCACAAGGAAUUUAUGGGAUUUGUAUAAAUGAAUGGAUUAUGUACUAGAAUAAUUCUUUUCCUUAAUUAUAGGUAGUUAUGAAUCAUUGGUUUACAUACGGUUACACGUAUACUGUGUGUCCCGUCAAUAUUGAUAGUAAGGGAUCCUUUCUUUUAAUAAUAAUUCAUGAUCAAAGAUCGUAAUUGAUCGCAUAACAUUUUAUCAUUAAAAUAUUUUGAUAUAAACUUAAAGAAUAUAUAAUGUUCGUCAACAUUGUAUUAUUUAGAAUUAAUGUCUAUUGACAGAAUUUACUUAAAAUGAUUUUAUUUCGUUAAAUUAUAUAUUUUGAUAAAAUUAAUAUAAGAUAUAUCUUUUUUCCAGGCCAAGGUAGGGUGAGGUGAAAGAUGUUUGAAUAAUUAUAUUAAAUAUAAUAAUUUUUCGGUAUAAAGACUGGAGUACAAUAAAUAAAUUAUUACUUUUAAUGUAAGAGUAGACGAUAUCAUGAAAUAUCUCGAGUGUAAAAAAGAUGAUUAUCUUUAAAUUGUACACAACACGAAAAGGCAACCAGUGAGAAAUUGAUUUUAUAUUAUGCUUUUAUUGUAAUUAUGUACAACAUAUACAGCAAAAUCGAUCUUCGCACGAGUACUCCCAACAACUUCCUUCUUGCGUAAUGUACAGGGUGUUUCGAGAACAAGAUCGAAUAUAAAUAUAUAAAUAAUUGUAAAUAGUACCCAAGAUAAAUUAUAUUAUGUGUUUGUAAAUGUAGCAGAUGUUUCAGAAGUGAUUCGCUUAUACUUUUAUGCAGCAUCGGAUAUCGAUAAGGCUAAUACACACAUACACACACACACACAGACACAUACAUAUAUACACAA